GCCCAGACUUUCGUCACAGGGACAGACCAAAGUGUUAACACAAAGGGAGAACACGGGAGCAUCCUGCACCCUACAUUUCAGCCACAGAAAAUAUGGCACCUCCGGGCGGCCGGCCCACGCCCUGACCGCCGGGAGGGUCUCAGCACCCCCAGCAACCCGCCGCCCCUUCCAGCUGCGGACAUGCUCGGGGGAUCGGGAUUGCAGGGAAGACGCAGCCUGGCCGCGCUCUCCCAGAUCGCCUACCAGCGGAACGAUGAUGAUGAGGAAGAGGCCGCCCGCGAACGGCGCCGCCGCGCCCGGCAGGAGAGGCUGCGGCAGAAGCAGGAGGAAGAAUCCCUGGGGCAGGUGACUGACCAGGUGGAGGUGAAUGCCCAGAACAGUGUGGCCGACGAGGAGGUCAAGACAAGCACCUCGCCCGCGCAGGUGGAGGGCGACGACGACGAGGCUGCGCUCCUGGAGCGCCUGGCUCGGCGGGAGGAGAGACGCCAGAAACGCCUUCAGGAAGCCCUGGAGCGGCAGAAGGAGUUCGACCCCACGGUCACGGACGCGGGCUUGCCACUUCCCAGCAGAAGGCUGCACAAUAACGCCGCCGACAGCGAGGCCACCGAGAAGGAAGAAAAGAGCGAGCAUGGCCAAGAAAGAUACGAGAUAGAGGAGACGGAAAUCAUCACCAAGUCCUAUCAGAAGAACGACUGGAGGGACGCUGAGGAGAAAAAGCCGGAAGAAAAAGAAAAGGAGGAAGAGGAGGAAGAGAAGCCAAAGCAAGGGAGCCGGGAAGAAAAUCAGGUAGAGGUGACGGUGGAAGGCGGAACAACAGGAACAGCGGCCCUGCCGUUGGAAACGGGGCAGCUCAGGGCAGAAGAGCCUAGAACAGAGGGGGAGCGGGAGCAGGGUUCAGACGAGGCCGCCCCCAAUGGCGGGAUGGAGACGGAAGGGAGGGAGCAAGCAGAGGCAGACAGGGCCAGGCUGGCAGCGGAAGAAAGAGCAAGAGCUAAAGCUGAGCAAGAGCAGAGGGUAGCAGAGGAGCAAGCAAGACUGGAAGCAGAAGAAAGAGCAGCUGCACAAGAGAAAGAAAGGAGGGAGGCGGCCGAGAGGGAGCGGGUUGAGCAAGAGAGAAGAGCAGCGGAGGAGAGGCAGCGGGCAAAGGCAGAGGAAGAGGAGAAAGCUAAGGUAGAAGAGCAGAAGCUUCGGCAGCUAGAAGAGAACAGAAGAGAAAUGCAAGAGAAAAGGCACAAAGGGGAAAAGGUAGACGAGAAAAUGGAAGGGAAAUGGGUAAACGAAAAGAAAGUACAAGAAGAUAAACUCCAGACAGCUGUGCAAAAGAAACAGGAAGAAGAAAAGGGGGCCAAAGCACAAGCUAAAAGAGAAAAGUCCCAAGAAGAAAAGCCUACCUUCAAAAAAGAGAUCAAAGAUGAGAAGAUUAAAAAGGACAAAGAGCCCAAAGAAGUGAAGAGCUUCUUGGAUGGGAAGAAGGGAUUUACAGAAGUGAAGUCACAGAAUGGAGAAUUCCUGACCCACAAACUUAAACACACCGAGAAUACUUUCAGUCUCCCUCAGGAAGAGAAGAGGAGGCUAAAGGAAGAGAUUGAAAGGCGACGGGCAGAAGCUGCUGAGAAACGUCAGAAGAUGCCCGAAGACAGCUUAUCAGAUGACAAGAAGCCAUUCAAGUGUUUCACUCCUAAAGGUUCAUCUCUCAAGAUAGAAGAACGAGCAGAAUUUUUGAAUAAGUCUGUGCAGAAAAGUGGUGUCAAAUCAACUCAUCAAGCAGCAGUUGUCUCCAAGAUUGACAGCAGACUGGAGCAAUACACCAGUGCAAUUGAGGGAACAAAAACCGCAAAACCUCUGAAGCCAGCAGCCUCGGAUCUUCCUGUUCCUGCUGAAGGUGUCCGCAAUAUCAAGAGCAUGUGGGAGAAAGGGAAUGUGUUUUCAUCCCCCACUGUGUCAGGCACACCAAAUAAGGAGACUGCUGGCUUGAAGGUGGGGGUUUCCAGCCGCAUCAAUGAAUGGCUAACUAAAACCCCAGAUGGAAAUAAAUCACCCGCUCCCAAACCUUCUGAUUUGAGGCCAGGAGAUGUAUCUGGCAAGCGGAACCUCUGGGAAAAGCAAUCUGUGGAUAAGGUCACUUCUCCCACUAAGCAGGUUUGAGAGAGUUCAAGAAAGAACCCAAAGUAGCCGCUCAAGAUGCUGGACCAGCUCAGUUGGAGAGGGCUAGUUUGCUCUGUUUUAUAUUUAUGUUGAUUUACUAAAUUGAGUUCAUUUCCUCUUGUUUUAUUUUUCAUUAUCCCAGUAAACCCAUGUAUAUUAUCACUAUAUUUAAUAAUCACAGUCUAGAGAUGUUCAUGGUAAAAGUACUGCCUUCGCACAGGAGCCUGUUUCUAAAGAAACCCAUGCUGUGAAAUAGAGACUUUCCUACUGAUCAUCAUAACUCUGUGUCUGAGCAGUGAUACCAGCCACACCGGAAGUCAACUAAAGGAGCUUCACGUUGAAAAUUGCCUGAGGAAUGUGUGCAGUGUCCAGAAAAACAAGCCCUAGUGGUUUUAUUUGGGGUUUUUUUAUUUUUAAUACAGAAAUCAUGUUGUUUCUGCACUUUAGCAUAAAGCACGGAAGAAAUUAUCUUACUAGGCAAUUGAAACACUUUCUGAAAGUAACCCAUUUCAGAUUUGAGAUACUGCAAUAAUGAUUGUUUUAAAAAAAAAAGAUAUACUCUUAAGGUAUUACUUUUUUCAUGUGAUGAAUAUCUAAAUUGGAUUAUGAUGUUAGCUGACAUUGGUACUGAUUCUUUAGGUUGGUUGCUUUGUGGAUUUCUUUGGUAGUGAUAGCGAACCACAUUUUACAUGACCUGAUCAUGUAUGUGUGUGCAUACACGUAUACAAACACACUAAUGGUAGAAAGCUUUUUUAUGUGCUAGACUAUUAUAUUUAGCAAUAUGUCCUUGUAACUAGCCAAUAUCACAGCUUUUUAAAAAUUAAAAAUCACAAUAUUAUAUUAAUAUUUCAUAUUUGCCAAUAGAUACAUGGCAGAAUAGGUAUUGAUAUGUUUCCAAUGCCCGAUAACCUGUAAGAAGAAAAGAGAGAUUAUAGAAGUGUCAAAAUUAGUUGACAUUUUCUAUAAAACAGAGUAUUUAGUUUAUAAUUAAAAACAAUGUUGAAGUCCAGUGUGAAUUGUCCCAAAUCUACCAUCUGGGUCAAACUCAAAGCUUGCUCAGAACUCUAUUCUGUUCUUAAAAUCAAGUCCACAGUAGGUUGGCUUAGAUGAUAAAUGAAGUCUCUUCCUUCUCUAAAAUUUGAAGACAAGAAUUUUUGUCACAAAAUUAUACAGAUUGGAAUUCCACGUGUGGGUAUGCUAAGACCAACUUUGGCUAAUGUCUGGGAGCAGAGAAGAAAAGUGAGCAAAAGCCAGUAUUUAGGAGUCAUGACAGUAUUUCCAUUCUUAAUAGACUGAAACAUCUUUUAAAUUAAACUUUUCUACUUUUAUUAGUCAUUGGUACUUGUCGUAAGUUGAUAACAUGUUGAAUUUUAAAAAAAUAUAUGUAACUUUUAUUAGUUCUACCUUUUUCCCCAAGAGUCUAUCGACUUGUCAUUUUUACAUUUUGCACACACAAUCUAGAUAUCACAUCUUAUUUUAGUUUAUAAGUGUUCAUCUAUUCUCUACAAUAGAUGAUAAGAGUACUCCAGUGUCUUGGCAAUAUGUUCUAGCAUAGAAAUAUACAUGUAGUGUAAUUCUAUAAACUUAUACCUCAUUUGACUUAACCAAAAUUGUCUUAGUCUCAAUUCCUACCACAUUGAGGGAGCCUCUCAAAUGACUGUUUUCUAAUCUACAGUACUGCCCUGGAAGAGCUAGCCAGGGCAAGGCUGGCAUGAGGAGUGACCACUGCCUUCCAAAAUAUAUUUUCCUCAUAAAUCAGUAAAGAGUUGUCGAAUCCUCUAGCUUUAGCACACCUGGGCCAAAGGAAGGAAAGCCACCAAGAUUGCACAAGUCAUCCACCCAUGACAGAGUAGACAUGAGUCUAUGACAAAAUGAACUAGAAUUUGCACGCAGUGCCUGAUUUUAGCAUUGACUCCCGUAAUUGGAGUGAAAUGGAUCAAAGUUUGAAUUAAGGCCCAUGGUGAGGUAACAUUGCUUUGUUGUACUUUUGAAUAAGAGCUUCUCCUGAUCACUAUUACAUAUUUUUUCCUAGAAAGUCUAAAGUUGAGAAGAGAAUAUAUCGAUCCUGACUUUUAUUCCAAUAAUGGAUGGAAUAAAUUUUAGGGUAGAAUUUUGUUCAGUUUGGAUUUAAUCUUUUGAAAAAUAAAUUCCUUGUUUACUUGUUUGAUUACACUUCUCUUUGUUAUCUUUAAGAGGUAAGACUGCAAGGUGACUAGCAUGUUCUGUGAAUCUGCCAUUCCUAAAAGUUUUAUAAACACUUGAUAUUUUCACUGAUAAUUGAUCGCUGCAAUAAACAUAUAUUGUGAAAAUGCAUCCACAAUAAAUGGAAUUCCUCCAAAUGUC
Molecule: messenger RNA, 4488 nt
Organism: Leptonychotes weddellii (Weddell seal)
Lineage: Eukaryota; Metazoa; Chordata; Mammalia; Carnivora; Phocidae
Source: RefSeq, a predicted model, not a curated record